This is a messenger RNA of Haliaeetus leucocephalus (bald eagle), 2349 nucleotides long. It is a transcript of the gene NPAS2, whose product is annotated as neuronal PAS domain protein 2. Gene Ontology annotation, molecular function: DNA-binding transcription factor activity, RNA polymerase II-specific; RNA polymerase II cis-regulatory region sequence-specific DNA binding; protein dimerization activity. Bases 1 to 2349 code for a protein of 782 amino acids. Gene Ontology annotation, cellular component: cytoplasm; nucleus; CLOCK-BMAL transcription complex. The record is from RefSeq and is a predicted model, not a curated record. Gene Ontology annotation, biological process: regulation of transcription by RNA polymerase II; circadian regulation of gene expression. NCBI's taxonomy places the organism in Eukaryota, Metazoa, Chordata, Aves, Accipitriformes, Accipitridae. The transcript is spliced from 21 exons.
AUGGAUGAAGAUGAGAAAGACAGGGCAAAGAGGGCUUCACGUAACAAGUCUGAGAAGAAGAGGCGAGAUCAGUUCAAUGUUCUCAUCAAAGAGCUCAGCUCCAUGCUUCCAGGCAACACCCGCAAAAUGGACAAAACUACUGUGCUGGAAAAAGUCAUUGGCUUUCUGCAGAAACACAAUGAAGUCUCAGCACAGACGGAGAUUUCUGAAAUUCAGCAGGACUGGAAGCCUUCAUUUCUCAGCAACGAAGAAUUCACCCAGCUGAUGUUGGAGGCAUUAGAUGGCUUCAUUAUAGCAGUAACCACAGGUGGAAGCAUCAUCUAUGUGUCUGACAGCAUCACACCUCUUCUAGGGCAUUUACCGUGUGAUGUCUUGGAUCAGAAUUUGUUAAAUUUCCUCCCAGAACAAGAACAUUCAGAAAUUUAUAAGAUGCUUUCUUCUUGUAUGCUUAUGACGGAUUCUGCCUCAUCGGAUUACCUAAAAACUGACAAUGAACUAGAGUUUUAUUGUCAUCUUCUGAGAGGAAGUUUGAACCCAAAGGAAUUUCCAACAUAUGAAUACAUAAAAUUUGUAGGAAAUUUUCGGUCUUACAGCAAUGUGCCUAACUCCACUUGCAAUGGCUUUGAUGAGGCUGUGCCAAGGGCUUACAGAACAUCCCCAGGAAAGCAGAUCUGCUUCGUUGCGACUGUUCGUUUGGCAACGCCUCAGUUUUUAAAGGAGAUGUGCAUCGUGGAAGAACCUCUAGAGGAAUUCACAUCAAGACACAGUCUGGAGUGGAAAUUUUUAUUCCUGGAUCACAGAGCACCGCCGAUUAUAGGAUACUUGCCUUUUGAAGUGCUGGGUACUUCUGGCUACGACUAUUACCAUAUAGAUGACCUAGAGCUGCUAGCAAGGUGCCACGAACACUUGAUGCAGUUUGGCAAGGGGAAGUCGUGCUGCUAUCGGUUUCUGACCAAAGGACAGCAGUGGAUCUGGCUCCAGACCCAUUACUAUAUCACCUACCACCAGUGGAACUCCAAGCCAGAGUUCAUUGUGUGCACACACAUGGUGGUAAGUUAUGCAGAUGUUCGGGUGGAGAGGAGACAGGAGAUGGGCUUGGAAGAAGUGUCCUCAGAGGUUGUGUCCUCAGCACUAAAGGACAGUGGCACCAGCUUGGAUCCUGAACAGCACUUUAAUGCACUUGAUAUUGGUGCCUCAAUCCUCAGCGCUAGUCGGACACCCUCAGUAUCAUCCAGGAGCUCACCCAAAUCUUCCCACACCCCCAAGUCAGACCCAGCAUCUACACCAACAAAGCUGAUUGCCGAGUCUAACACCCCCUUGCCAAGAACACCGAGCGCGCAGCAGGAUUUAUCUGUGCAUAGACUCAGUCAACCUACUACUCUUCAGGUUUCUUUGCCUUCUCAGCCUCCAUGUGAGCUUCUCCCACAGCAGUUGCUGCCUCAAGCAACUCUGCAAAAUCAGCCUGCACCUCUGGCACAGUUCUCGGCACAGUUCAGCAUGUUCCAGACCAUCAAGGACCAGCUAGAGCAGCGGACCCGGAUCCUGCAGGCCAACAUCCGAUGGCAGCAGGAGGAGCUCCAGAAGAUACAGGAGCAGCUCUGCCUGGUCCAGGACUCCAGCGUACAGAUGUUCCUACAACAGCCAACAGUGUCCCUGAGCUUUAGCAAUACUCAGCAGCCGGAGCCACAACAGCUACAGCAGAGGUCAGGGGCCAUUUCCCAGCAGCAGCUUGUCCCCAGUCCUCAACUUCAAGGGCAAAUUGCAUCUUCGCAAACAGCGAACCAGCAAGCACUGAGAGAAGCAAGCGUGAUAUCGAGCCAGGGCCCCAAGGCUGCGAGGAGCGCGGAGCUGGCACCCGCCCCCGGCUGCAGCCACGACCAGCAGCUCAGACUGUUGCUCAGCCAGCCUAUUCAGCCCAUGAUGCCUGGAUCCUGUAACGCAAGACACCCUUCAGACCUCAGCAUGGCGGGAUCCCAGACUAAGUAUUCUCAAACCCAACAAAUGUUUCAAAGUUUGGAAGUGCAAACUUCCAGCAGCAGCUCUCCAAUCGUACUGAUGGGACAAGCAGUGUUAAACCAAGGGUUCGCCACUACACCUCCUUCCCAGCCAUCCUCUCUGCCACCUAUGCAACUCCAGCACCAACAGCAUCAGCAACAACGCUACCUGCAGGUGCAAACACCAAGUUCUUUGCACAAUGAGCAACCUGAUUCUUUGCUCCUGCCAUCUUACUCACCACAGCAAGGAAAUAUGGGGUAUCAUCAGACACAGCAGCAGCAGCAGCAGCAACUAACAUCAAGAAGAAGCAAUAGCUUAUCAGAAUCAUCAAAUUUACCACAGCCACUGCGAUAG